AUGCCGGGGGAGCGGUGCCGCCUCCCGCUGCUGCUGCUGCUGCCGCCGCUGCUGCUGUUGCUCCCGGCGGCGCCGGCGCCCCAGAGCUGCCUCAGCAGGCAGCAGCUCCGCGCCAUCCGGCAGAUGCAGCAGCUGCUGAAGGGGCAGGAGACGCGCUUCGCCGAGGGCCUCCGCGCGAUGAAGAGCCGGCUGAGCACCCUGCACGCCUCCCUGACCAAAGCCGCCCCCGAGCCGCCGGCCGCCUCCUGCCCUGCCCUGCAAGCCCCCGCGGACGGGAGGAAGUUUGGCACCAAGUAUUUGGUGGAGCAUGAGGUUCACUUCACCUGCGACCCGGGAUUCCAGCUCCUGGGCUCCAGCACGCGGACGUGCCAGGCCAACGGCAGCUGGACCGGGCAGGAGCCCCGCUGCGCAGAGAUCAGCGAGUGCUCGAGCAGCCCCUGCCAGAACGGCGGGACGUGCCUGGAGGGGCUGAACCAGUAUAAGUGCCUCUGUCCCCAGCAGUGGACUGGAGCCACCUGCCAGUACCAGGCACAGACGGCUCCCCCCGCCUGGAGCGUCACGGACGACCCAGCGUUCAGUCGCCAGCCCCGCUGCGCCCAGAUUGACCGGACCCAGCACUGCAGCUGCGAGCCCGGCUUCCACAUGAGCGGCACGGCCGCCAACGGCCUCUGCCAGGACCUCAACGAGUGCGAGGUGUACAAGCGGGAGGGGGGUCCCCGGCUCUGCGCCCACGCCUGCGUCAACCUCCCCGGUUCCUACCGCUGCGCCUGCCCCGGCGGGUACGUCCUCCUGGGCGACGGCAAGAGCUGCGAAGACAUCGAUGAGUGCGCCCUGUCCCAGGAUAACUGCACGAGGGGGACCACCUGCAUCAACACGGGGGGGGGCUUCCAGUGCGUCAGCCCCCAGUGCCCCCAGCCCGCCGGCAACGUCACCUACGUCAAAACGUCACCCUUCCAGUGCGAGCGCAACCCCUGCCCGAUGGAGAGCCGGUCAUGCCACCAAGCACCCAAAACCAUCUCCUUCCACUACCUUCCCCUGCCUUCCAACCUGCUGACGCCCACCCCGCUCUUCCGCAUGGCCACGGCGGCGGCGCCCGGCCGGCCGGGACCCGACAGCCUGCGUUUCGGCAUCGUGGGGGGCAACAACCGCGGCCACUUCGUGAUGCAGCGCUCGGACCGGCAGACCGGGGAGCUCAUCCUGGUGCAGAGCCUCAAGGGUCCCCAGACCAUCCAGGUGGACGUGGACAUGUCCGAGUACCUGGACCGUGUCUUCCAGGCCAAGCACGUGUCCAAAAUCACCGUCUUCGUCUCCGCCUACGAGUUUUAGGGGAGGCGGCAGCCGGGGCGGCUUCCCUGACGGCGAUGGUCCCUGCUCAGCAUCCUCCACCCGAAAGCGCUAGCCCCGGAGGCAGGCGUGUAACGGGAGCUCCGGGCGACGUCCCACGCCGAAGCCUCUCUGCAGCCAACCAUCCUCCCCUCUGCGUUAAGGUUAUUCUGCCCAGGCGGCUUUUACACCCACCGACGUGAGGGAGGGGGGGGGAAAAAGCAAAUGAGGUGCAAAAGAAAUCAGGUGCGGGGGUUACCCGCUCGCCGGGGUGCGGGAGCAGAGCAUCGUCCUCACCCGAGGCUCCAGAAGGACGAUGUCCCACAGCCUCGGCGCCUACACCGCGCAGAAAACAGCGGAUAGAAACCACGGCCCUUAUUUCCUUUUUAAUUCCUUUUUUUCUGUAGGAAAUAAGCUCAGCUGGUGCAUGCAGGAGGAGGGAGGCUCAUAGCGGCUACCGCUCUCCUCCCCGCCGGCCCGGGUUUGCUUGCACUGGCCCCAGCCCCGUAAAAACAUGCCUCCGCUCCCCUUUGGAUGCCGAGAAAAGCCACGGCAGCCGGCGGGGAGGGGACUGGUCCGGCGUCUCAAUCCCCCGGGAUCAACUGGGACCGGAAAAAUCCACGAACGCCCAUCCCUACAAGACCUGGCCGGCUCUCGGUGCCCUCCUAGGCAAGCGGGACGUUGGUGCUGGGCAAAGGAGGAGUCCCAGUGCCCUGCAGACGAGGGCUGGCGAUGGGCCGGGGCCAUCCCGUGCUUCAGCCCAUGGGCAGCAGCUCCUUAAACCUCCCGGACUGGGUCGUGCGUGUGCAUCCCACCCCCCCCCCCCCCCCCCGACCCAUCCCCGUCCCGUCCCCCCGCCGCCGUGACCUCGGGGAGGGCUUCGGCUGCGCUUGGUGCUCGCGUCGAGGGAGCUCGAGGUGUGAAUAUUUGAACGUAAUUUCCUUUUUCAAUCAGCCGCAGCCUCCAGGCCGCUGUGCGUAAGCAGCUCCAGGAAUAGCUGGAGUUCGGCUGUAACACGUGCCGGGGUGGGGGGACACACACACACCACACCCCCCCCCCUCCCCGGUCUCUCUCCUCGGUACCGGUUCCUCGGUGCAGCGCUUGUGCAUGUUAACCGCAAAACCCCCGCCGUUAUGCAUGUUUCUCCAUUACGCUGGUUUUAGCACAAUUAAACGAUGGUAUAGCCUCUGAGCAGGCGC
Messenger RNA from Gymnogyps californianus (California condor), 2522 nucleotides. RefSeq names its product fibulin 7 (gene FBLN7). The record is from RefSeq and is a predicted model, not a curated record. Lineage: Eukaryota; Metazoa; Chordata; Aves; Accipitriformes; Cathartidae. Gene Ontology annotation, molecular function: calcium ion binding.